AUGAGAGAGGAAAUAAUGGGAACGGUUCUUCAACUUCCGAUCAUCGAUCUAUCUUUGCCUGAAAAGCUCUCUACUUCCCAAUUAAUUCGUCAGGCUUGUUUGGAUCAUGGAUUCUUCUAUCUCACGAAUCAUGGCGUUUCAGAAGAGUUGAUGGAAAGAGUGUUCAGGGAGAGCAAGAACUUGUUCUGUCUUCCUCUUGAUGACAAGAUGGUGAUGGUUCGCCGUGAUUUUCGAGGUUACUCACCUUUAUACGACGAGAAAAGCGUAUCAUCUUCCUCAACCUCCAAAGGUGACUCCAAGGAGAUGUUCACUUUUGGAUCUUCAGAAGGAGAUCUGGGUCAACUUUACCCUAAUAAGUGGCCUUCUGAAGACCUUUUGCCGCUUUGGAGGCAGACCAUGGAAUGCUACUAUAAAACUGUCAUGAAAUUGCUUGGCAUAGUGGCAUUGGCAUUGGAUUUGGAGGAGAACUUCUUUGAACGAGUGGGAGGGUUCAAUGAUCAAGCAGCAGUUGUUCGUCUCUUACGUUAUUCAGGAGAGUUGAAUUCCUCUGGACAAGAAACAUGUGGAGCCUCUGCUCAUUCAGAUUUCGGAAUGAUAACUCUUCUUGCAACUGAUGGAGUGCCAGGGCUUCAAGUUUGUAGGGAUAAAGAUAAAGAACCAAACGUUUGGGAAGACGUCCCUGUAAUCAAAGGUGCUUUUGUUGUCAACAUCGGAGACCUUAUGGAGAGAUGGACUAAUGGGCUUUUCCGAUCAACAAUGCAUAGAGUGUUGUCAGUGGGAAAAGAACGUUACUCGGUGGCUGUAUUUCUAGAUCCAGACCCGAACUGCGUUGUCGAGUGCUUGGAGAGUUGUUGUAGUGAAACAUCUCCUCCUAGGUUUCCACCGGUCCGGACCGGAGAUUAUUUUCACGAGCGAUUCAGUCAAUCCCUCACCUCGUAUUCCACUUCCGGCUAA
Messenger RNA from Thlaspi arvense, 954 nucleotides. Lineage: Eukaryota; Viridiplantae; Streptophyta; Magnoliopsida; Brassicales; Brassicaceae. The record is from the annotation of a GenBank genome assembly.